UGCAGUGUAACCGAAAAUAUGGAAGACACACCGCAUGCCCAAGUGAAAUUUUUCACCAAACAAUCAAAAUACUCAGUGCCAGACACACCGUUUUCUGUUCCUGUGACAGUUAAUACUGGUGAUCUGAGCUCCCUUAUCAAUGGACUUAUCAAGGAAAACGUAGACAAAGAUGUAGACAUAGACUUUGACUUCUUGAUUGACGGCGAGUUCCUGAGAGUGAGCCUUGAGAAACACUUAGAGCAGAAAGAAGUUUCCACGGAAACAGUUGCUGAGUUAGAAUAUGUUGAGAGGCACCCAGCCCCUCGUCCUGAAGAUUCACUUGACCAUGAUGACUGGGUCAGCUGUGUACAUGCAGCAAACAACUGCAUUUUAAGUGGAAGCUAUGACAACACCCUGCACCUGUGGUCAGCCAAGGGUGACGCCUUACUUACCAUUCCUGGUCAUACACAACCUGUCAAGUGUGUUAAAUGGAUACAACAUGAUCCAGGAAAGUCGAGCAGUUUUCUGUCGGGAUCACAUGACCAGACUGUGUUGCUAUGGCAAUGGGAUGAGGGGAAGCGAGAGGUAGACUGUGUCCACUGUUGUCGAGGUCAUGCUGCCAGUGUUGACUGUAUUGCUGUAAACCAGUCAGGGGACAAGUUUUGCUCUGGUUCUUGGGACAAAAUGUUGAAGAUGUGGUCCGCAGUGAUAGACAGAACCGAGGAAUCUCCUAGUGACGAUGAAGACAAACCAGCUAAGAAAAAGAAGACGAGUGGCCCCAAAGUUCAGACCCGGGUGCCUAUUCUAACCCUGUCAGGGCACACAGAGGCGGUAUCAGGAGUCACCUGGCUCGGGGACCAGGAAGUGUGCACAGCCUCAUGGGACCACACCCUGCGACUAUGGGACCUGGAGAAGGCAGAACAGAAAUCUACAAUGCAAGGGAACAAGGUAUUCCUGUCUGUUUCCUACUCUCCUGCCAAUGGGCUUCUGGUCACAGGUUCGGCAGACCGACAUGUGCGCUUAUGGGACCCAAGAUGUUCAGAUGGGUCGAUAGUGAAGAGCACCUACACGUCCCACCAGGGCUGGGUGUCCAGUGUGGCUUGGUCGCCCACCAACCGACACCAGUUCAUCUCUGGCUCAUACGACAACCUCAUGAAACUCUGGGACCAAAGAAGCCCUAAGGCCCCCCUCUAUAAUCUGGUUGGCCACACUGACAAGAUCUUGGCUGUUGAUUGGUCGAUACCAAGCAUGUUGCUGUCAGGAGGGGCUGACAAUCAGCUGAAGAUAUUCCAGUAUGAGGAUGUGGCUGGCAAGAAAUCUUGAGGAAUGACUUGUGUUAUAAUAAAUUUUCAACUUGA
Mya arenaria is the source of this 1337-nucleotide messenger RNA. Its product is annotated as ribosome biogenesis protein WDR12 homolog. Gene Ontology annotation, molecular function: protein binding. The transcript is spliced from 10 exons. Gene Ontology annotation, cellular component: preribosome, large subunit precursor. Bases 19 to 1302 code for a protein of 427 amino acids. Gene Ontology annotation, biological process: ribosome biogenesis. NCBI's taxonomy places the organism in Eukaryota, Metazoa, Mollusca, Bivalvia, Myida, Myidae. The record is from RefSeq and is a predicted model, not a curated record.